This is a messenger RNA of Phycodurus eques (leafy seadragon), 3947 nucleotides long. RefSeq names its product rho GTPase-activating protein 22 (gene arhgap22b). Gene Ontology annotation, biological process: activation of GTPase activity; signal transduction. The record is from RefSeq and is a predicted model, not a curated record. NCBI's taxonomy places the organism in Eukaryota, Metazoa, Chordata, Actinopteri, Syngnathiformes, Syngnathidae. Gene Ontology annotation, molecular function: GTPase activator activity. Gene Ontology annotation, cellular component: focal adhesion.
UCAGAGAGAGGAGAGGGAGAGGAAGACGAGGCUGAGGGAGAGACAGGCAGGGGUGGUGUGUGUCGGAUGUACACGAACAUGCUGAGAGGAGAGCAUGCGGACAAGCCAUGACAACCAUGCUGAGUCCCAAGAUCAGACAGACCAGAAGAGCCAGGUCCAAGAGCAUGGUGAUGGGCGAGGUGACGCGGGGCUCCUGCCAGCCGGCCUCGCCCGGCCUCCACGAGGGAGCGCUGAAGGCCGGCUGGCUGAAGAAGCAGCGCAGCAUCAUGAAGAACUGGCAACUGAGGUGGUUCGUGCUACGCUCAGACCAGCUCGACUUCUACAAAGAUGAAGAAGAAAGCAAACCACAGGGCUGUAUACCUCUGCAGGGAUGCCAGGUGAACGAGCUCACAGCCAACCCAGAUGAACCAGGAAGACACCUUUUUGAGAUUGUACCAGGUGGAGCAGGGGAGAAGGACCGCGCACCAAUCAGCCAUGAAUCCUUCCUGCUCAUGGCGAACUCCCAGACAGACAUGGAUGACUGGGUCAAGGCCAUACGGCGCGUCAUCUGGGCACCGUUUGGAGGAGGGAUAUUUGGCCAGCGAUUGGAGGACACAGUGCAGUAUGAGAAAAAGUUUGGCCCCCGGCUGGCCCCCCUGCUGGUGGAGCAGUGUGUGGAUUUCAUCAGGGAGAGGGGCUUGGACGAGGAGGGUCUCUUCCGAAUGCCAGGUCAGGCCAACCUGGUCAAAGAUCUGCAAGAGGCCUUCGACUGUGGUGACAAGCCUCUUUUUGACAGCAACACAGAUGUUCACACUGUGGCAUCCUUGCUGAAGUUAUACCUGCGAGAGCUGCCUGAACCUGUCAUUCCCUUUUGCAAAUAUGAAGACUUUCUGACAUGCGCACACCUUUUGGCCAAAGAUGAGGAGGAGGGAGUUCAGGAGCUCGGAAAGCAAGUUGACACACUACCUCUGUCUAACUACAAUCUCCUCAAGUACAUAUGCAAAUUCCUUGAUGAAGUCCAAACUCACUGUAAUGAAAACAAAAUGAGCGUCCAGAACCUUGCCACAGUUUUUGGGCCGAACAUCCUUCGACCCAAGAUGGAAGACCCGGUCACUAUUAUGGAAGGGACCUCUUUAGUCCAGCACCUAAUGACGAUUCUGAUCAGGGAACACAAGUGUUUGUACUCAGGGAGGGACCAGGAGGGCCUCAGUGUACCCCAAGCUGAGCAUCAGCUCCUCAAUCGUACCCUUGGCGCCUGGAUCUCUGAAGAGGACUUGCAGAGCUGCCCCAUCUCUAACCCAGAACAAGAACUGAACAGCAGUGCCUCGUCACUUGAAGCCAAACUGUGGGCCGCCGUCACCCCCACACAGAACCCUAACCCAAACCCUGGACCAAAACUGGGGUCUUUGUCGGCAAAGGGGGAGACAGUGGUGAGCCCGAGUAAACAAGUCAAGAGCAUCCCUUCAUGGAAGUACUCUUUUAAAAGCUCCUCUUCACCUCGUUGUCAGCCGCAGCCUAAGCAGAGCGGCUCUGUGGUGGAACCGAGCGCAGUGUCUUCUGGCGGAGGAGGAAGUAGUAACUGGCUGAUGAACGGUUUGUCCUCCUUGAGAGGGCACAGACGCACCUCAUCAGGUGAAAGUAUGGGCAGCGUUCAGAGUGUAGGCAGCACUCCUUGGUCCACCUCCUCCUGUGAGAUCUCAGUGCCAGAUUCUGGGAGCGGCGAUCCCUCGGCCCACCACAACUCUGGAGCGGUGCGUGAAGGUGGGGAUAAGGGGGAGUGGACGGAGAGUCAGAGGGAGCCUGAGAUGGGAUGCGACGGGGGGACGACCACAGAGCCGAGCGCUGAGCAGGACAGCUGUGAGGCCUAUGGUGAGAAUGGCAAUGCGAGCAUGGUAGCUGGAGUUCCGUCCAUCAUCAUGUCUGAGGAUGGAGACGGAACGAACGUCGCACUGAGCAGUCUGGUCGAGGACCUCAAGAACGAGCUCAGGAAACAGAAGGCUGCUUAUGAGGCCAGAAUCCAAAAGUUGGAGGACUCCAGUGCUGUCCUGUGCGCUCACAUGGAGCGUUUAGAGCAGGAGAUGGAGCAGGAGAAGAAGAGGCAACGCAUGCUGGAGAUCAAACUGCGGAACUCCGAGCGAGCUCGGGAGGACGCAGAGAACCGCAACAAACUUCUGGAGAAGGAGAUGGAGGACUUCUUUUCCACCCUGGGAGAUCUUACCAUGAGUACGAGGACCAGCGAUAUUUGACCUGAAUGGUGGGACAAAGUCACGGUUUGUUUUAGAAAAGGGCUCACAGCAUCCUCAAUGCAGCAGGAUUUGGGCCAUGUUUGAGUGCACUGAAGACCACAAAGAGACUCGGAGGAGGAAUUGGGGCCAGACUUUGAGGAGUGCAUGCAUGCUUCACAUGGAACAUGAAUGCAGUCACUCUUCUUUACUGGUGAGCACUGAUCGAUGUGACCAAACUGUACCAAGUCAAAUGAUCAAUGAAUGCAAUACCUGUCUCUGCUGUUUCACAUGGUGACGUAUGUUUGCUAAAUAUUAAGAUACAUUAAACCUCCAGUGUGGUUUGUGAUAGGGACCGAGCCCUGCCAUGAAUAGCAAAAAAACAAAGAAUUGACACCCCCAAAUAAAGGUUGAGAAUUCCCAAUAUUAAAAGCUUCAACUAAAUGUACAACAAACGCACUCAUAUCAAUUCAAAUUCAUUUUACAUCACCCUAAAAAAAAUAAUCCAUAAAAAUAGCUAUUUUCACACAAAAAUAAGACCUCGCUUGUUUGUUAGCUUGAGCUUUUUAAUAGCCGUUGAAGCAGAGCAAAAGCUAAAUUUAGCACGGCCCCAGCAUACAUCGAUCUUUGAACAAUCGAGACGUUUGACUUUCAAGAUACUUCCUUUACACCAAUUACUACUUUCUAAAUAGCCAGGACUAUAACGGCAUCUUAUGGCGUCUUACAGAAAGCGCACACAAAUAAAAUAGCUGAGCAUAGGUACCACAGAAAGAAAUGCAAAUGGCUGGGGGUUCACUAUAGUCCCGAAUCACGUUGCUGAAUUCACAUCUGUUCAAUUAUUUAUUUAUUUAUUUUUAACUAUUGCUAUUGUACUUUAGUAGCCAGUAAAGUGGAGGUUCCUCCGCUCACAUAUUGGAGCAUACACACAUUUGUAUUGUGUUUAGACCGUCAGCUAGUCUUGUCUGCAUUUGCCCUCAGGCCCUCUUCAGUCACGUGACUUCCAGGUCAUACCUUCAGUGUGUUGUGGUUAAAGUGAAGGCCAGUUCAAAGCGCGUCUGACCUGGCCGCCAUGUUGACUUUGGCACAUGAAGCGCAACACUGCCCUUAAAGAAACAAUGGUAUUUCCUGGUUGUGCCUUCAGUGAAGUCCUUUUAAAUAUUAAAACAAAAACAAAAAGUUAGCGUUGCUUGACUGGUCCACAGGCGUAACGUCCCUCAAGAACACAUUGUUGCAUUUACUCAUGAUGAAUAUGUUGACAAAAGUGCUGAUGACCAAUAACUUAGAAGGUGCCAAUUAUUGUUCAAGUGAUUUUGUGCUUCUUGAAUGGAAAGAAUGUAUCCUCCCUGUAGUGAAUGUACUCGUGUUUGAUGAAGCCAGCCUGAGAGGAAAUGCACUGGUCAGCGCUUCCUCCAUUUUGUGUCUUUGACUAACUCUCUUCGGAAGAAAAGAAAAAAGCUUGUGCAUAUCUGUUCAUGGAGCACUGCAUGCUGAAUACAAAUGACACAACAAAAGGGCCAAACAAUGAAAAUGUGCUUUAGUAAGAAUCAUGUGACUCUUCGUUAUUUUAAAUACACUGCAUUUUAUAAGCAGAUGUUAGGAUUUUUAUUGCACACGAAUGUCUUGGAAGACUACUACCAAUCACCCUUAACAGUUAUCACAGCAGUCCAAUAGAAACAUUUAUUUUCCUCGUAUGUAGGUAUGUAUUUUAUGUCACAACUAAGUCUAAAUGUCUUUAUGGGUCAUCAA